Molecule: messenger RNA, 5644 nt
Organism: Lepus europaeus (European hare)
Lineage: Eukaryota; Metazoa; Chordata; Mammalia; Lagomorpha; Leporidae
Gene: LMLN
Product: leishmanolysin like peptidase
Exons: 17
Coding region: 1-2079 (692 amino acids)
Biological process (GO): cell adhesion; proteolysis
Cellular component (GO): membrane; cytoplasm
Molecular function (GO): metalloendopeptidase activity
Source: RefSeq, a predicted model, not a curated record
AUGGUAACGACGCCCGGCCCGAAGAUGGCGGCCGGGUGCAGGGGAGCCGCGGGUGACGCGUGUCCAGGCCCGGGCCGGAGCCGGUGGCGCCGCAGCGGGCCUCUGUGGGUCCGAGGCGUCUUACUGCUGUUAGGCGGGCUCCCGACGAGCGUCACAGCUCUUCCUGUCUCCUUGGGCAGUGCCCCUCCUUGCCGGCACCACGUCCCCUCUGACACUGAGGUUAUAAAUAAGGUUCAUCUUAAGGCAAAUCAUGUUGUGAAGAGGGAUGUUGCUGAGCAUUUAAGAAUCAAAACUGUGUAUGAUAAAAGUAUUGAAGAGUUGCUUCCUGAGAAAAGAUAUCUUGUAAAGAACAAACUUUUCCCACAAGCUAUUUCUUACCUAGAGAAGACUUUCCAGGUCCGUCGACCUGCUGGCACUAUCUUACUUAGCAGACAAUGUGCAACAAACCAGUACCUACGGAAGGAAAAUGACCCUCAUAGGUACUGUACUGGAGAGUGUGCCGCACACACCAAAUGUGGUCCAGUCAUAGUGCCUGAGGAGCAUCUCCAGAGAUGCAGGAUCUGCCGUGGGGGUAAGUGUUCCUAUGAAGCAGUGGGUGUGCUGGACCAGGAGGGCAUCAAGGAUGCAGACUUUGUUCUUUAUGUUGGUGCUCUGGCCACUGAGAGGUGCAGCCAUGAGAACAUCAUCUCCUAUGCGGCCUAUUGUCAACAGGAAGCAAAAAUGGACAGGCCAAUAGCAGGAUAUGCUAACCUGUGUCCAAAUAUGAUCUCUACCCAGCCUCAGGAGUUUGUUGGGAUGCUGUCCACGGUGAAACAUGAGAUUAUUCAUGCCCUGGGUUUCUCUGCCGGGCUGUUUGCAUUCUACCAUGAUAAAGAUGGAAAUCCUCUAACUUCAAGGUUUGCAGAUGGUCUCCCACCUUUUAAUUACAGUCUUGGAUUGUAUCAAUGGAGUGAUAAAGUAGUUCGGAAAGUGGAGAGAUUAUGGGAUGUUCGAGAUAAUAAGAUGGUUCGUCACACUGUGUAUCUCCUAGUAACACCUCGUGUUGUUGAUGAAGCACGAAAGCAUUUUAACUGUCCAGUUCUGGAGGGAAUGGAACUUGAAAAUCAGGGUGGUAUGGGCACUGAACUCAACCACUGGGAAAAGCGGUUGUUAGAGAAUGAAGCAAUGACUGGUUCUCACACCCAGAACAGAGUCCUCUCUCGAAUCACUCUGGCGUUAAUGGAGGACACUGGCUGGUAUACAGCGAAUUACAGCAUGGCUGAGAAGUUAGACUGGGGCCGAGGAAAGGGCUGUGACUUUGUUAAGAAGAGCUGUAAAUUCUGGAUUGAUCGGCAGAGACAAGAGAGACAGACGCUGAGCCCCUACUGUGACACACUCAGAAGUAAUCCGUUGCAGUUAACUUGCAGACAGGACCUGAGAGCAGUUGCUGUGUGUAAUUUGCAAAAGUUUCCUAAACCUUUACCACAAGAGUACCAGUACUUCGAUGAACUCAGUGGAAUUCCUGCAGAAGAGCUGCCUUAUUACGGUGGUUCAGUAGAAAUUGCUGACUACUGUCCUUUCAGUCAGGAAUUCAGUUGGCAUUUAAGUGGUGAAUAUCAGCGCAGCUCAGACUGUAGAAUUUUGGAAAAUCAACCAGAAAUUUUUAAAAAUUAUGGUGCUGAAAAGUAUGGACCUCAUUCAGUCUGUCUAAUUCAAAAGUCAGCAUUUGUCAUGGAAAAGUGUGAGAGGAAGCUGAGCUACCCAGACUGGGGGAGUGGAUGCUACCAGGUUUCUUGUUCUCCUCAAGGUCUGAAGGUUUGGGUCCAAGAUACUUCAUAUUUGUGUAGUCGGGCCAGACAGGUGCUCCCUGUCAGUAUUCAGAUGAAUGGCUGGAUUCACAAUGGAAACCUGCUGUGCCCAUCCUGCUGGGACUUCUGUGAGCUCUGUCCUCCGGAAACAGAUCCUCCAGCUGCUAACCUGACCCGGGCUCUCCCACUGGAUCUCUGUUCGCGUUCCUCCAGCCUGGUGGUCACCCUCUGGCUUCUGCUCGCCAAUCUGUUUCCUCUGCUAGCUGGAUUUCUGCUGUGUGUGUGGCACUAGGAGCAGAGUGAAUUCUCAAGGUCGUUCUCUAUGUCCUGUUCCUGUGGAACAAAGCACAAGAUCUGCGUGCGUGCCAGCCUGUGCAGAGCCAGAAGUGGCGUUGCUGACCUCGACUUGGAGGUGUUGACCCCGUGGGAGCUGGAGGCAGAGCUUCACGGCAGCCACUUCUCCGCAGCAGCCCGGCGCCCUGGAGCUCAGGGAAGGAGAAGGUUCCCAGCCACAGGUCUGGACUUUUCAGGAUGCUUCAUCUUCCUGAAAUUCCCCUUCCAAAGUGGGAUGGUUGGUGGGACUUUCAGAGUGAUCACAUACCUCAGCAUUUCCACUUAAGUAAAACAAUGGGAAGGUUCAUCACCAACACUGCAGCAGCUGAAACAGCAGCUGACCAGUGUGAGGUUCCAAGUUGUGGAUCCUGUCCUCAGAAGUGUGAACUGCCCUUCGAUUUAUGGAAACGAAUUGGAUUGGGAUUUCUACGUCACUGUAUACACCAAUUUUAAAUGUAAUGGCUGUACACGGUACACGUAAGUCAUUGGCCUUUUAGUGUUGGAAGUGUUGUAAGUGAUGUUUUGCUAAAUCUCAUGAUUUACCGUGCUUGCCUUUUUUGCUGAGCGGCAGGUCCGCUGCUGAACUCCUGUCAGUGCUGCUGUUGGCCCUGUGCUCAGCCACCUUCAAGGCUCAGCCUCCGUUGCAUUCUCCAUGAGUUUCCUCAUGACUUGGAAAACAGUGAAAGCAGAGCGAGUAUAUGUGUUAAAGACAUGCAAGCAGGAGAAAACAUAACUAUUGUGUUUUUUAUAUAAUAGUUAGGGCAGCUGUAAUCCCACAAAAACAGAACUAUUCUUGUUUGACCAAUGAUGAUACAGAGAAAAUUCUGGUAUGGACAGGUAUGCAGUUAGUUUCAAGUGAGCUAAGAAAGUGUUAUGAAAGAAUUUUUAAUAUCUCGAAGUUAUUUUAUGUAAAAGAAGAUAGAUAUAAGUCAAAACAGCAUGGUCUGAGUUAACUAUUAGCAGAUACAGCUUUGAGGUAGGCUUCUCCUUAGGGCCCACUUCACACAGCAUGCAAGCUUCGCAGGCCCACAGAAGUUGGAAGGUCGUCUUUGCUUUAAAUGUCCUUUACCUCCUGUGUUUGACACUCCUCGCUGCCACACGGGUUCUCUGAAUCAGGUCUACUCUGUGGUCAGAGCUUAGCAGCUCUAUCUAGUAAAGUCUGUUUGAAGUUCUUUUUUAAACUUUGAGAGACGGAAAGACAAAUGAAGCUGUCAUCCCAUGAUGCAGGCAUCCCAACCAGUGCCCUAACUGCCAGGCCAAACACCUACCCUUUGAACUCUUUUAACGAUACGUGAAGCCCCAGUUUUCUCUCUUAAGCUGGUGAAGUCCUGUGGCAGUCAAAGAACAAUGCUUAGACAAGCUUCUGCUCCCCCCGCCGCCUCCUGUCUUCCGUUCAGCAUGGAGCGACGGAAUCCUGCACCUGAGAAAUGGCGUUAACUGAACAAAGCAGCACAAUCACGAAGCAGUAGUUCCGCCUGGCCCUUUGGCAGGGGAGCCAAACAGCAGCCCAACAUAAAGGAAGGUCACUUUAAAAAUGCAGAAGGUUCACACACGUACUUGCACGCAGCUUUAAAUGGCAGGGAUCCCAUCCUGCGAAGCCGGGCGUCUCAGACACAGCUUUAGCUCCAGAGAAGCUGAUCGGAGCGGUCUGCAGGCUGGUAGCGCUCAGUUCUGCUUAUGUCGCACAUCCUUGAAAUUGUGCAAGGUCAGAGACAAGUGAGGGGUGUAUUUUUAAAGGAACUUUAACCAUCUAGACUUAUGUACUUACUACGGUUGUGAACCAUCCUACCAAGUUAUACAAAGAGUUUCACCAAAAAUACAGUGGAUUAAUAAUAUAUUUGAGAUUCCCAGCGAUAGGUUCAACUAUAUUUUGACUGUUGUGCAGUAUUGCCAUUUAGAUAAUAUUGUUUCUGAGCAUGGUGCUUUUUAUACUUGAAAUCUAUUUUUGCUUUAUUUUUAUUGAUAUAUUUGCACUAAUGACUUUCUGGAGAAAAUAUUCUAGAUGACCUUUUUUGUAUAUGUAUUUAUUAAGCUUGGAACUCGGUAGCCCAGUAUUUUGUCUGCACAAACAUGAAACUUGAUGAAGUGUGACGUCAGGAAACCCUGAGUUCCUGAGGGACCCCCCCCCCCCCGCCCAGCGAGCUCGCGCUGACUCUGCAUGGUGUGCUCAGGACGACCGAGAAGGACACUGGAUUUUAAGAGGCACGUUUGUAGUCACAUGAAAUAUGACAGUGGAGCAAAGACUUAAAAUCUGAGAUCGCAGGGCAGAAUGGUAGAACUCAGCUGCAAACUGCAGAAUUUUCAACGACUGAAACGUUGGUAUCCCGUGACAGGUUAAGCCGCUUUAUGUUAGCAAAGACAAACGCAGUUCCCUGUGGAAGCGAGAGAGAGCAGGCUGCAGCGGAGAUGGGGCAGGGCCGGAGAACGGGCGCUGCUGCACUGGGACCAGCGACUGGAGUCCCGUCCUGACUUAGCAAGCGCCAAGUGCAUAUGAAAACUGACUACCUCGAUUUUCCGUUCAGAGUUAGGUUCAUUUUGCUCCUUUCAAGAUCCCAAUUGUCAAAAAUAUCAAAUGAGGUUUUCUCAGGUUUUCAAGAACGGAACUUAGAGAAGGAAGUAAAAGCCAUGUCAGUAGCCUUGUGCUGACAGCUUUAAAGAAACUGGCAAGCAGUUGGGUCGUCCUAAUCGAGAUCCCACUGAUAAUCUCCUGGAAACAUCCUAUGUUUAAGAAAUAACCUCAAAUCAGUACCCUUGACAUUUCCCUGUAGGACACUUGUUUUUGUUAAGAUCAGAUAGACAUUCUAGAAAUGUGAUAAAUUAUGCCUAAAAUUAGUCUUCAGCUUAGAUUGGCUUAGAAUUUAUUGAUAUUUGAAGUUGAACACAAUUUUAUGAGGUAUAAAUAGUUUUAGGAAGAUACAUACGUAAGGACACCAGAGCAUUCCAAGAAAUGUUAGCAGUCCUCCCUUCAGUGAUGGGAGACUUGGCGAUCGAGGCCCUCUGUGAAAUGACAGGCUGGCCUCUCAGAAUCCUUCCAGCUCGGCAUCCUGUGGCGAGUCCUCGUGCCGGGCUGCCCCGCACUGCUGGCUCUGAGCCGCCUCCCGGAGUGUGCCGGCGUGCGUGUUGUGUUCGCUGCAGUGUCUUGUGCACUGUGCCUGCCAGCGUCCAUGUCCUGGGGCCCUGCAUGAACAGAGAGCCCGGGACCGCUCAAUGGUCCCAGCAGGUGGAGAGGGGCCUGGUCACCAUUUCACAGUGGGCACAGCCAUUCCUGCCUUGACCUGCAGCCCAGGAGGAAUAACGUGUUUUUGAAAGUCUGUGCUGUCAUUCUAAAAAAAAAAAAACUGGCUUGAAAGGAAGAUUGUUUUUGUUUUUGUUUUGUACUUUGUGUCAGGGUUGGGGAAGGAGUGGUGGAUUGUUUUCUUUUAUGUUUACAUUUUUAAUAAGUAAAGUAGAAGAUUUAAGAAUCUUUAUUUAUGAUAUUGAACUUCAAGUGUAAUAUAUUCCUUAGAAAAACACAGUUUUAAUAA